This is a messenger RNA of Porites lobata, 1101 nucleotides long. Lineage: Eukaryota; Metazoa; Cnidaria; Anthozoa; Scleractinia; Poritidae. The record is from the annotation of a GenBank genome assembly.
AUGUCAUCUCCGUCGGAUUCCUCUUCCUGCACAUCUGAAAGUGAUCUAGAAAGUUUUACAGCUGACGAAGUGAUUGGGGAAUUGCCUGAAUUUGCGCCGUACGACGACAGUUGCGAACCCCUUGCUACCGAGGAAGAAGCCGCGGACUACAACGAAAGAGUUCAUCGCGAAGAAGAAGAGGAACAACAGUUUCAACGAAGAUAUUCGGGAGAGGUGCCAGCGAAUGAAUGGUAUGGUAUUAUCAUGAAAUGUAGAUUUAUAUUUUUAUUUUCCAAUUUCAACAUACUCGUCGUUAAAUCGUGCGCGUGGCGAACACGACUAUGUGUUUUGUUCGUUGCUAUGUGAUUAGCUGUAGUCCUGAUUUUAUGCGAUAGUUUUAUUAAAGCGGUCAGACAAUUAAUAAUUUUAUACAGACGUAUAUUUCUUGUGUUUGACGAAUUUUUCACAUUAUUUUGCAGGUGUUUGUGCUCGAACUGCUCUGUCAGCCUUGUUACAAAAGCUCAGGAGUGCAUUUGCAGCAAAGAGAUCGAUCGCUGCGAUGAGGUCAUGGAAGAAGCCACUGGAGACCGGACCGCAUGCAUAACCCUCCAUCCAGGGUUUGAAAACGUCUGCUUAAAUCGCCACGUAUUAGAAGUGGCUGCACUGGGCCUAAAAACGCGAGCUGGAAAGUCGUACACAACUGUUCGUGGGCAAAGCAACAAAAGUGAUGAUGAGUAAGUUGGGGUAUUGUUGACUUUGUAUCGGAACGAUCGAACCUUACAUAGCAUGGAAUAAUUGAUACAUCUAAGCUUAUAGCCGUGGACUGAUCUCAUAGAAUCACAUUUUUUAUUUUCUAAGUGGCUUUAUUGCCCCGACUGCUUAUUUUUAAAAGGAGUAUUUAUUCAUCUCCAUCCAAUCCCUCCUUGAAUUAACAGUGAUCUCAAUUCUCUAACUAGAUUCCUGAGGUCUGUGGCCUAUCGCCAAUUUACAAGACUGCUGUGGAAUUAUAUUGGUAGUUCCAGGCGAUACCCCUUGCCCUGUUGUGCCUACAAUAAAAUCAGGAAACAAUUUCCGAGUCAAAAUGGCCAUUAUCGUGGAUUCGAAGAUGAAGAAAAUGAAUAA